Molecule: messenger RNA, 297 nt
Organism: Hevea brasiliensis (rubber tree)
Lineage: Eukaryota; Viridiplantae; Streptophyta; Magnoliopsida; Malpighiales; Euphorbiaceae
Product: auxin-induced protein 15A-like
Exons: 1
Coding region: 1-297 (98 amino acids)
Biological process (GO): response to auxin
Source: RefSeq, a predicted model, not a curated record
AUGGGUUUCCGCCUGCCUGUUAUUCUUCUUUCUAAGCAAAUUCUUCGAAGGUUUUCUUAUGCAAACCAGACAGCUUCAGUAGCCAUGGAUGUGCCAAAGGGAUACCUUGCAGUCUACGUUGGAGGAAAGCAAAAGAAGCGAUUUGUGAUUCCGAUAUCAUACUUGAACAAAUCUUCAUUCCAAGAAUUAUUAAUCCAAGCAGAAGAAGAAUUUGGAUAUGAUCAUCCAAUGGGUGGUCUUAUAAUUCCCUGUAGUGAAUACAUAUUCAUUGAUGUCAUUUCUUGCUUAAAUUGUUAA